CGUCUCGACGUUCAGCAUCACUCCUUCCCCCACCUCCAGCACAGGACCGUACUCUGACACUUGAACAUGUUGUUGGAUAAACUGGUGCUGUGCGUCCUGUCCGCCCUGUGUAACUGUGAGUUGUGCGGGGGAUUCGUCUACGACCGGCCCAGACGGUCUGGAGAGGGGGGAGGCUCUCCCAGGACUGAGUCUCGCUAUGCUUCUGCUUAUCUGCCGGGCUCUGGCUCCUGUAAGAGCCGGUGCUUUGAGCUCCACGAGACGGAGCCGCCCUACUGCAGAUGUGACAACCUGUGUAAGACCUACAGCAGCUGCUGCUCCGACUUCGACCGGCUCUGCCUCCGCACGGAGGGCGGCUACGAGUGUAGUAAGGACCGCUGUGGCGAGGCCCGCAACGACCUCCACGCCUGCCAUUGUUCUGAGGACUGCCUGGCCAGAGGAGACUGCUGCACCAACUACAAGAAUCUCUGUAGAGGAGACACACCAUGGCUGCAGGAGGAGUGUGAGGAGAUCCGGGCCCCGGAGUGCCCUGCUGGGUUUGUGCGUCCCCCACUCAUCAUGCUGUCGGUGGACGGCUUCAGGGCGUCCUACAUGAAGCGGGGCGGCAGCGUCAUGCCCAACAUCGAGAAGCUGCGAACAUGUGGUACUCAUGCACCCUACAUGAGACCGGUUUAUCCAUCCAAAACAUUCCCCAACCUUUACUCCCUGGCCACGGGCCUCUACCCGGAGUCUCACGGGAUCGUUGGGAACUCCAUGCAUGACCCCGGGUUUGAUUCAACCUUCACCCUGAAGGGCAGAGAGAAACUCAACCAUCGCUGGUGGGGCGGGCAGCCCAUCUGGAUCACAGCCAUCAAGCAGGGCCUCAAGGCCGCCACUUUCUUCUGGCCCAUUGCGAUUCCUCUCCAGCGGAGAAUCCUGACCAUGCUGCAGUGGCUGCAUCUCCCCGAGGGCGAGAGGCCCUACGUCUACGCCAUGCACUCGGAGCAGUCGGACGCGUAUGGACACAAAUUUGGCCCCUUGAGUCCAGAGGUGAACAUCCCUCUGAGGGUGAUUGACAGGAUCGUCGGCCAACUGAUGGAUGGCCUGAAACAGAUGAGACUCGAUCGCUGUGUCAAUGUCAUCCUGGUGGGAGAUCACGGUAUGGAGGAUGCCAGUUGUGAGAGGACAGAGUUCCUCAGCAACUACAUGUCCAACGUUGAUGACAUCAUCCUUGUCCCUGGGUCGCUAGGCAGAAUUCGCUCCAGGCAUCCCAACAAUCCAAAAUAUGACCCAAAGGCUCUCGUUGCAAAUCUAACGUGUAAAAAACCUGAGCAACACUUCAAGCCGUACUUGAAGCAGCACCUUCCCAAACGGCUGCACUACGCCAACAACCGCCGCAUCGAGGACAUCCAUCUUCUGGUGGAGAGGAAGUGGCAUGUGGCCAGGAAAGGGCCGGAGGGAAAGAGGCACUGUGGCUUCUUAGGGGACCACGGCUACGACAACAAGAUCACCAGCAUGCAGACCACGUUUUUAGGAUACGGGCCUACCUUUAGGUUCAAGACUAAAGUGCCACCCUUUGAAAACAUUGAGCUUUAUAAUGUCAUGUGCGACCUCCUGGGUCUGAAGCCGGCCGCCAACAACGGGACCCACGGCAGCCUGAACCACCUGCUGAGGAGCCCAGUCUUCAGGCCCGCCAUGCCCGAGGAGGUGUCCAGGCCGUCGCCGCCAGCCCCCGUUCCCACGGUAACAGACGACCUGGGCUGCGCCUGCGACGACAAGGUCAGCCUCGAUGUCUCGGCGGCAGCCCCGGAGCGUUCUAGCAAACGUCACGGACAACAGCGCUUUGAGGCCAUGCAGAACAAAGUGGAGGAGCUAAACCAACGACUGAAGCAAGCUAUUGAUGACAGUAGAAACCUGCCGUACGGACGGCCCGCGGUCAUGUUCCGCGCCAAGUACUCUGUCCUCCACCACAGCGACUUUAUCAGUGGCUACAGUGAGGCCCUCUCCAUGCCCCUUUGGACCGCCUUCACUGUGGGCCGGCAGGUGGAGGUGCACCCCCUGCCCGAGAGCCUGUCUAACUGCGUGAGACCGGACCGCCGCGUGCCCCCCGCCUUCAGCCAGUCCUGCACCAACUACAGAGCAGACAAACACAUGUCCUACGCCUUCCUGUACCCCCCGCAGCUCUCUUCAACCAUGGAUGGGAAGUACGAAGCACUCCUCAUCACAAACACAGUUCCCAUGUAUCCUGCUUUUAAAAAGGUUUGGGGCUUCUUCCAGAGGGCUCUGGUGAAGAGGUACGCCAUGGAGAGGAACGGGGUGAACGUAGUGGCCGGACCCAUCUUCGACUACGACCACGACGGAGUCAGGGACUCUGCUGAGAAGAUGAAACAGUAUGUGAGCGGUACGAUGCCCAUCCCAACACACUACUUUGUGGUGGUAACCAGCUGCCUAGACUUCCCCCAGGCCGCAGACGUCUGCACGGGGCCCCUGAGCAGCUUCGCCUUCGUCCUGCCUCACAGACCGGACAACGAGGAGGCCUGCAACAGCUCUGAGGACGAGUCCCGGUGGGUCGAGGAGCUGAUGAAGAUGCACACGGCCAGGGUCCGAGACGUGGAGCUCCUGACAGGGCUGGACUUCUACCGCCGGACCAACCAGAGCUACCCCGAGAUCCUGUGGCUGAAGACGUACAUGCACACCUACGAGAGUGAGAUCUGAACAGCCACGCAGCGUAGAGGGCCUUUCAGGUCAGUCCCACACAUGCAGUUCACAGCAAGAUCUUAAAUGUUCAACUAAAAAGAGAUUAAGCUCCCAAAAAUCUUGAAAUGUAUAAAAUGCAGUAUUUAUUUUGUUCAAUGGGUUUUUAAGAAUGUCCCAUGGAGAUAGACAUUGAAGUGGUUGGUGUUGGUAAAAGUCCGGCCAUGUUUACCGCAAUGUUUUCAACGUAUAAUUGUUGGAGUUAAGGUGGAGGAUGUUGGAGUAUGGGGUCAAGAAUCAGCCGAUUUAGAGAAAUGCUUUGUGUCCCUUUGAGCUGUGUUCUUCUGCUGGUGGUGUGACUGAGAGGCGUAGUGGUUUUCUGAGACCAAAUGAUCACUAUUUGUCUUAUUUUUUUGUAACGUGAUGUGUUGCUGGAUGUUUAUAUUUUGAUACUUGUACUGUAGCUUCUCGUCAUUCAAAGUACACCAAUCUAUAUGUCCCCAACAUUGAGCACCAGCAGGAUAUGCUGUUUACAUAAUGUGUCCCGCUUGGCUACUUAAAAGCUACAUAAGGUUUGGUUUUACUGGUUCGCAACUAACCUUGUAGCUCCAAGAGGAUGAUCUGAUGAACAUUGCUGGAUGAAUAUUGAAUGAGUGUGAUGUUGUUACACAAUGUGAACAACCUUGAUAGUACCACUGCUUUAUGAUUUGCUUGUACCAAAAAUAGUGGGACCUUAAGCUGUCAAUCAAAAGUGCACACAGGGGGAAGUCUGCUCUGGACUAGCUUCAGAGUUAGCCUCGAACCCUCCAUUCAUCCUUCACUACUUUUACCGUAGAUAAAAUGUGGAAUACCUCGCAGGGCUCCAGACUAACGUUGAACUAAGUUUCUCCUUUAGUGGCAGUAGCACAUUUUUUGUCACACAGUAACUGGAUGAUCCUAGGGUUUGGUUCUCUGUUCUAGUGUUACGGUUAGGGGCUCUGAUUGUUGGGGAUUGGGUUAGAGUUAGGGGUUCAUAUGGCUUGGGCUUGGUUUUGGUUCUAGUGUUAGGGGUUCGUAUGGGUUGGGUUUCAGGGUUUGGUUUUCAUUUCUAGGGUUGGGGUUAGGGUAAGGGGUUCCUAUGGGUUGGGUUUGGUUUUGGUUCUAUGGUUAGGGUAAGGGUUUCCUAUGGGUUGGUUUUGGAUCUAGGGUUAGGGUUAGGGGUUCGUAUGGGUUGGGUUUCAGGGUUUGGUUUUCAUUUCUAGGGUUGGGGUUAGGGUAAGGGUUUCCUAUGGGUUGGUUUUGGAUCUAGGGUUAGGGUUAGGGGUUCGUAUGGGUUGGGUUUCAGGGUUUGGUUUUCAUUUCUAGGGUUGGGGUUUAGGGUUUCUAUGGGUCAUGUUUUGAGGUUAUUGGUGUGGUUUUAGGGUUUGGAAUACCGUUGUAGGGUAAGGGUGUGGUUUAAGAUUUUGUUUAUCAAGCUUAAGGACUGAUUUCAGAGUUAGGCUCAGGCUUUUAACGUUAAUAAGGUGCAACAAGGUUUUUUUUAUUAACAUAGCAUGAUAAUAUUAAAAAGUAAAAUCAAAAGCUGGUCGAGUGCCACCAAUAUAAGUUUUUGGUGGUGAUAUCCGGUCGCUAAUGCCACGGCCGUCUGGAGCCCUGCCUCAGAAGGCUUAUUUUCUGUAUAUUAGCCGUUUUGGUAGUCUUCCAACAUACAUCAUUUGUUUAAAAAUAGAAAUGUGUUCUCAGUCAGUGGAAAAAUACUGUUACAUUAUAGAAACCCUGAUGUUAAACCCAGUAAUUACCUAAGUGACCCUAUUCAGUUCUCCCUGGGACUUUUUUAAUAUUUGUAAUGUGUACAGAGUUAUUGUGCAAUACCAGCGGUCUUUUAUGAAAUUAAUGUGUGGACCUUAAGAAACGGGGGCUUAACACAAUGUUUAUAGUGUUGCUUUGGUUGGUGGAUUGCACGAUCUCUGCUGGCGGUGCUACACUUCCUUGAAGAUGAAUAAAUUAAUCACUAAAGGGGUUGAAAAAUGUUUAAAGUUGGCUUUCUCUAUACCCCUGAGCCUACUCAAAUUCAUAAAGAACUUGAGCCUACUCAAAUUCAUAAAGAUCAGUCAAUAAUACCAAUGUUUACCUGUGUAACGGGUGAACCCAAACCAGACAUGGUUAUCUUGUUUUUACUCAACAUCCUAUAGCAUUUUUAUAUUUAUUACUUAUAUUUUAAAAAGGCAGAGAAUUCUGUAAUUUUUUCCUAUAUUUUCUUCACAAAGAAAUUUUAUCGAGGUUCAAUCAUUGUAUCAUAUAAAUAGAAAGAUAUUUGAUUGCUCCCAAAUCACGGCCUUCCUUGAAAAAAAAGAGAAAAAUAACGCAGAAUUUUUACUGCCAUGUAAAAGCUUAUAUUUUCAUAAAUUCUAAAUUUGUUCAGAAUAACGAUGUUAUGUAAUGUGAUAUUGAAAGCAUGCUUCUGUCUGUGUAUGUGUGUGUAUCUGUGAGCAUGUAGUAGUGAAUGUUUGAGAUGUUAAACAAGUCUGUUUGAUUUUGAUAUUGUGCACAAUAAUGACUUGCAAAUAAGGAUUAUUUUAUGUAAAACAUAAAACCACCUGUGUGUUUUCCCUAUUUAUGUUUGAUAUAAAGUUCUGAAUUUCUCAUACAAUAAAGCAGUUUUAUAUUGAA
This is a messenger RNA of Gadus morhua (Atlantic cod), 5319 nucleotides long. It is a transcript of the gene enpp2, whose product is annotated as ectonucleotide pyrophosphatase/phosphodiesterase 2. Gene Ontology annotation, molecular function: zinc ion binding; nucleic acid binding; alkylglycerophosphoethanolamine phosphodiesterase activity. The transcript has 25 exons. NCBI's taxonomy places the organism in Eukaryota, Metazoa, Chordata, Actinopteri, Gadiformes, Gadidae. The record is from RefSeq and is a predicted model, not a curated record. Gene Ontology annotation, biological process: phosphatidylcholine catabolic process; immune response. Bases 67 to 2691 code for a protein of 874 amino acids.